GAAGCAAUUGUUAGCAACAGAUCGUUCAGGGGCGUUCAGCGAUGUUAAAACCAAUACACAUUUACACACAAUAUUAACUCAGCCUUGUUGUUUGUUUGUUUUUUUCAACAUGACAGAAAUCUUCUCCUCGCUGUAUGGUCAGCCUGAUUCGCAGGGUCCAGCGGGACCGUCUGCGCUGGGCUUUGGGUCCGGGAAACCACAGAUCCCCCAAAACAUGGGCCCGAUGUCUUUCCCGCAUCAGAUGAUGGAUGAAGGAGCUCCUCUCAGAAAACCCGCCGCGAUGAACGAGCCCUUCUACCUGCUGCGAGAAUUGCCCAUGGAGAAUGAGCUGACUGGACACACUAAUCUCAUCACACACUACAACCUGGAACAUGCUUAUAACAAAUUCUGUGGAAAGAAGGUCAAGGAGAAACUCAGCAACUUCCUUCCGGAGCUUCCUGGUAUGAUAGACAGCCCGGGUAUCCAGGACAGCAGCUCUCUACGCUCCCUCAUCGAGAAGCCGCCAGUGUGCAACAACUCUUUCAGUCCUCUCACUGGAGCAAUGCUCACCGGGUUCAGACUACACACUGGCCCUUUGCCAGAGCAAUACAGACUGAUGCACAUUCAACCACCGAAGAAGAAGAAUAAACACAAACAUAAACACCAUCGGCCACAGGAUCCCUUACCACCAGAAACACCAUCAGAUUCAGACCAUAAGAAGAAGAAGAAAAAGAAGGAUGAUGACCCGGACAGAAAGAAAAAGAAGAAAGAUAAGAAGAAGAAGAAGAAUCGCCAUAGUCCUGAUCACCCCGGCAUGACUGGGGCUCAGCCAAGCAGCAGCAGUUUGAGAUAAGAACUCACUGAAUGAUUCAAAAAGAGGAAGAAGACUGAGUUAAAGUGAAGCACAAGCUGUAAAAUUGGGCCUUGAGAUAUUACAUUUGUUUUAGUUACAAUGAGAGUCAGAUGCAGAUGUA
Messenger RNA from Myxocyprinus asiaticus (Chinese sucker), 953 nucleotides. It is a transcript of the gene med19b, whose product is annotated as mediator complex subunit 19b. The transcript is spliced from 6 exons. Gene Ontology annotation, biological process: positive regulation of transcription by RNA polymerase II. Gene Ontology annotation, molecular function: transcription factor binding; transcription coregulator activity. Bases 110 to 832 code for a protein of 240 amino acids. The record is from RefSeq and is a predicted model, not a curated record. Gene Ontology annotation, cellular component: mediator complex. Lineage: Eukaryota; Metazoa; Chordata; Actinopteri; Cypriniformes; Catostomidae.